Messenger RNA from Musa acuminata subsp. malaccensis (wild Malaysian banana), 1463 nucleotides. Its product is annotated as gibberellin 3-beta-dioxygenase 2. Gene Ontology annotation, molecular function: gibberellin 3-beta-dioxygenase activity. The record is from RefSeq and is a predicted model, not a curated record. Lineage: Eukaryota; Viridiplantae; Streptophyta; Magnoliopsida; Zingiberales; Musaceae. Gene Ontology annotation, biological process: gibberellin biosynthetic process; response to light stimulus.
CUCUCCCUCUCUCCCUAUACAUAUAUAGCCGUCCCGUCUCUCUCUACUCUUUCAUCACCAACUCCAAACCAUGCCGUCUCUCUCCGACCAACCCCUCAUCCACCAUCUCCAACAAUUUGAGUUCAAGACCCUCACCGAGGUUCCCGACUCCCAUGCAUGGCCCGUCGUAAACGACCAUCCUCACGGCGACGACGCCGUCCCGGUCAUCGACCUAGCGUGCCCGGAUGCCGCACGUCUCAUCGGCCAAGCAUGCGAGGAGUGGGGGGCGUUCCAGAUCACCGGGCACGGCGUCCCUGUUGAUCUCCUGGACCGCCUCGAGGCACAGACGCGCCGCCUGUUCUCUCUCCCCACCGGUCAGAAACUUAAGGCGGCCCGCAGCCCCGGUGGCGUGACGGGAUAUGGCAUCGCUAACAUCUCCGCCUUCUUCUCCAAGCUCUUCUGGUCCGAGGGCUUCACCAUCGUCGGAUCCCCUCACGACGAAGCCCGCAAACUCUGGCCCGACGACUCCGCCGAGUUCUGUGGUGCGAUCGAGGAAUACACAAGUUGGAUGAAGCCUCUGGGUUGCAGGUUGAUGCUGCUGAUGCUAGCCUCGUUGGGCCUCAGCGAGGGCGAGAUCGAUUGGGCCGUACCAUCAAAUGACACCACCCACGAGGCGCCGGCGCCUGUGAUCCAGCUGAACUCGUACCCAGCCUGCCCCGAUCCCGACCGGGCGAUGGGCCUAGCCGAGCACACCGACUCCAGCCUCUUCACCGUCCUCUACCAGGGCAGCGUACGCGGGCUUCAGCUGCUGCACGGCAACCACCCCACCAGGCGCGCCAGGUGGGUGACGGUGCCGCCCCUUCCGGGAGCCCUCGUCGUCAACGUGGGCGACCUCUCUCACAUACUCUCCAAUGGGCGGUUCCAAAGCGUCACGCACCGGGCCAUCGUCAACCGCACGCAGACUCGCAUCUCGGUGGCGUACUUUUAUGGGCCGCCAGCCCACUUCAAGAUCGCACCCAUCGAGAAGCUGAUGGGUCCACAACAGGGCCCAGCCUAUCGGGCUGUGACGUGGCCCGAGUACCUGACGCUCAAGAGGAGACUCUACAACCAGGCGCUGGCGUCCAUAAGACUGCCAACCGAAGGGGAGGAGGAGAGUCGCACGAAUACCUCCGAGAUAAUAACAGCUGCGUACACAAGGAGGCAUGGAGAAGCAAAGGUAUAGAUUGGAGCAGUGGUAGCGUUAGGUGUAAGACUAAGGGCCUUCAUGUUCGACCGUAGCCAUUCCCCUAUGCUUACUCGGCUGCAACAGGACCCGACCAAAAUGACAACCAAUAAGAGCAGAAAGUGUUUGCAAACAAAACAAUGGUUGUUCUGCAAGAUAAGCUUGGGAGACAUGUUUGUUAAUCUGUUUCGGUUUGAUAUGGCAAAAGGCAAACAUGGCAUGUCCGAAUGGUCCCGCCACUGUAGGAAUCCGACCGAAAAGA